AUGAUGAAAAUGUGAUACCGAAACAUCUGAUAAACGAGAAUUCGUUAUUAAUGUUUGAUUGGUGUGAUCUGGUUGUUAUCAGCAGAAGAGUUUCCUAGUAACACCCAUAGUUUAUGUUAUCAAAAUUUACGUCAGUCUUCCAAGAAUCGCAUCAUCGUUUAUUCAAUUGAAGUUCAUACGAUUGUCAAUGUUUAUUAUCGGUUAAAAAUAGACGAAAAUGUUGACAUUUUUCAAAUCAACGGGGAUAAAAUCAUGUGCACUUAUCAAGUGCUAUUCGCAGCGAGCGGGUGUGUUUAAAAUGAGCAGCAAUUGCAAUUCACAUACAAUAUUGCCAAAUCGGCGCGUUUUAGCUAUUCAAAGUCAUGUUGUACAUGGAUAUGUCGGCAAUAAAAGUGCAACGUUUCCACUUCAGGUCUUAGGUUUUGACGUUGAUGCAAUCAACUCAGUGCAUUUUUCUAACCAUACUGGCUACAAACAUGUCAAAGGACAAGUAUUAAGUGAUAAGGAACUGAACGAUGUUUUCAGUGGACUUCAGCAAAAUGGAUUGCUCAGUACUUAUUCACAUUUGUUAACCGGUUACAUUGGUAAGGAUUCAUUUUUAACCGAAGUUGGUUCCAUCGUCAAAGCCAUCCGAGAGGUUAAUCCGAAUUUUGUAUACGUGUGCGAUCCAGUGUUGGGUGAUAAUGGCCAUUUGUACGUACCAGAGAGUUUAAUUCCAAUAUACCAAGAUUAUAUUUUACCAUUGAGCGACAUUUGUACGCCAAAUCAAUUCGAAGCGGAAUUAUUGACGGGGAUAAAAAUAAAUUCGGAUGCAGAUGCAUGGAAAGCCACCGAAUGGUUACACGAGAAGGGCGUUAAAACCGUAGUUAUAUCGUCCACCAAUUUCGCGAAAAAUAGCGAAUUGAUUGGAUUUUUGAGCCAGAAAAACGGCAAUGCCAAGUCACGGCAUACCAUAUUUAUUCCAAACAUCGGCAGUGAUAUCGUAUUCACUGGUGUUGGUGACUUAUUUGCAGCCCUAUUCUUAGCUCAUUCCACCACAAAACCGAAUCUAUCCGAAGCACUUGAGUAUACUGUGGCCACACUGCAAGCGGUGUUGAGGAACACACUCAAAGCAUUACCAAGCGAUCUCGGUGGCAAAAAACCAACAGCACAACAACGAGAAUUGAAAUUAAUUCAAAGCAAAACUGACAUCGAAAACCCAACAGUAUCGAUUCGAGCAAAUAAAGUUCAGUAAACUUUGACAGCGAUGGCAAGCAACAAACGGACCUGUACAUUAAAAUCGAUCAUUGACAAUAAAAAGACUGUGUGCACAUUACAAUGUUUUUUUUCUUUCGCUUUCGUUGUGUGAAGGGAUGUUCAAAGAAGAGACACGUUUCUCACAGCCAUAUCCGUUCUCUUCUCAUGGCGCUUUUAUUCAAUAAUAAUUUAUUCAAUAUUCAAAAUUAGAUGUCUAUUGUGAAUGCAAAUAAAAGAAAUUUAGAACCAA
Messenger RNA from Sitodiplosis mosellana (orange wheat blossom midge), 1486 nucleotides. RefSeq names its product pyridoxal kinase. NCBI's taxonomy places the organism in Eukaryota, Metazoa, Arthropoda, Insecta, Diptera, Cecidomyiidae. The record is from RefSeq and is a predicted model, not a curated record. Gene Ontology annotation, cellular component: cytosol. The transcript has 8 exons. Gene Ontology annotation, molecular function: pyridoxal kinase activity. Gene Ontology annotation, biological process: pyridoxal 5'-phosphate salvage. The coding region runs from base 218 to 1234 and encodes 338 amino acids.